CGAACCGAAACCAAUCCAUGCUCAGUCCUCCUAGUUGGGUCCAGUCCAAAAACUCGCUCGCAAUAUCCAUGAUCCAAUCCAUCCAGAUGAUUAGGGAUACCUAUCUCAAUACCUAUUUGAAUUGUCGACGGCGACGAUCUCGAUCCUCUUCCGCUAGCUAGCCGACGGUGGAGUCGAUGGAAAGCCUGGAAAUGUUGAGGGAAGCGCUGGAUCGGUGGCGUUAUUUUGCAUACUACUUGCAUUUGGACAACCUCAAGUCAAGAACAACAACUCUCAGCCAAUCUUACAUGGAAACCUUUGCGCUUGGCUGCAUUCAGAUGGAGCGAUGGCUGAAGGAGGAAGGUUCACUUUGGGAGUUGGAUCCACCACCAUUGAAUGGUGCAAAACAAUAUAGUCUGGAUGAUUUGAAAGAGAUGACUGAUAACUUUAGUUCGAAAUACUUAAUUAAGAAGACUAUGCAUGGGAGAUUGUUCCGAGGCUUUAGUGACAAUCGUGAAGUGACCAUCAAAACCUGGGAUUUCUUUUGUCCCGAUAAGCGUGUUUAUGAGGACCACCCUAUGAGAUUCUGUAAUGAGCUUGAAAUACUGAUCGAUGAAAAUCCACAUCCGACUUUGAUGAAGUUGAAGGGCUUCUGUUUUAAACAUAUACUUGCAGUUGUGUAUGAUGAAAAACCAACUAAUUUUUUAUCAGAGGAGCUCUAUGCUGGUAAGAACUUUGGGUUGGAUGCUAGAAUGGAGGUGGCGACUCAACUUGCAAGCCUCUUCAUUUGGUUGCAUGAUAAAGGAAUGACAUUUGGUGAUGUUGACACUUCUACCAUAAUAAUUGAUAAGGUAAGUAGUUUUAUUUUUAUGCUCCGGGGAAAAUCUAUCUCUAUGUUCCCAAAUCUCCAGAAGAGCUGUCUCAAGGCAAAUCUACAGAGUAGUCCUUGGCAUCCACCUGGCAAAUAUGAAAAAAAGAUAAAUCAUGGAAAAUAGAAUCCCAAUCAGCUUAGACGAAGUGCGUGGUACUUUAGAGAAUAUUGGAAUUGGGGAACCUGUAAAACCCAAGGAAAAUUUUCUCCAGAUUUUAGGUAUUACACAAGCAGAAAGUGAGCUGCCAUCUAUUGAUCCUCCCUCCCUGGAAAUGUUAUGCUACUUGUGGCUUUCAGAAACUUCACUUGGGAUCCCAUUCGAGUGGGAGGUGGUAGGAGACCAUAGUGGUAGGAUGUUAUUAUUGGUCAUGGUUUAAAAGUUCAGUUCUAAAAGAAAUCGUUUAUAUCUUUCUGCACAGUAAAGCUAGAUGAUCUUC
Molecule: messenger RNA, 1287 nt
Organism: Cuscuta campestris
Lineage: Eukaryota; Viridiplantae; Streptophyta; Magnoliopsida; Solanales; Convolvulaceae
Source: the annotation of a GenBank genome assembly